Molecule: messenger RNA, 2110 nt
Organism: Paramuricea clavata
Lineage: Eukaryota; Metazoa; Cnidaria; Anthozoa; Malacalcyonacea; Plexauridae
Source: the annotation of a GenBank genome assembly
CGUUGAUCUUUUUUGAGUACAAUAGUUCAAGUAUUGCUGGACAUGAAACUGCAUUUUAAAAAAUGUGAAAAAGUGGCUUAAUAAACCACGGUAAGUUUAUGUAAAGCUUAAAUUUCUUUCAUUAAUUUGGCGAGUUUGUAGCGGAUAAUUAUUUGAACUACAUAUGAUAUUUGUCACAUAAUAUGUCUAAAAUGCAACUCUAAAUCUGAUUUGUUUGUUUUGUGUCUUUAAAGAUUUUUUAGUCAAGUGUGUGUUAGUGUAGUGAAAUAAUUGAAGACAUUAACGUCUGUUGGGAAAAUUUGAAGAGCAUUUAUGUGUUAACAAUUUAGUAAUUAUUGUGACAAAUGUAGCCAUAUUAUUUAAUAUCCAUGUCACGCAAACAUCAGAAACCUCUAAUGUCCAGCAGAAGUUGAGUUGGUAUUACAACUAGAAAAUAAUUAUUUUCAUCAUAUGUAGUAGUCUUAAUUUUCAUGCUCAAGUGAUGCUGUGCUUUAUGGUGCUAAUAUUUAACAAAACACGUCAAUUUUGUAAAUUUUGUUGCAAUUCCAGGCAGUCAAGCACAAGGCUAUUUCUUGAAUAAGAAGGUUGAAUAAGAAUGCAAAGUUCUUUGGGAGUGAAAACGUUGCUACAAGAUCCAGCAUUAGUUGCGAGAUCAAAAUCAUUUUCAGCAGAUCCUCCUGUGAAGAAACCACGGCCAUUGUCAGGUAUGGAAGCCAGAAUACAAUUUUAGCUUCACCAAACUUGAAAACUCAGAACUUAAGCCCUAGUCAAACAAAGAUGAGAGUUGCAACUCUUGCCGGCAUUUCAUCAUCAACUCUUGUUGACUCUCAUGCAUUCACAUCAACAUUGACUGCAUGGUUCAAAUUUUGAUGAGAGUUUUGGCUAGCCAUGCAGUGACAUCAAGCCUAGCUGACACUAAUCACUUAGUAACAGACAUAAAAAAUAUUGUAGUAUUAUAAUAAUAUAUAUAUAUUAUAAUAAAAUAUGUAUAGCUAGUUAUUGUUUACUUUUUAAAACAGAUAUAUUCACAAUAUUUAAUGUAUCUUUCACUUUUCAUUAAUAUAAUUAUAGCAUGCAGUAUCACUGUACCAGACAUACUGUCCGGUGAGAAAAGCAUCUUCGUGGACAUUUGCCUUUUUCAUAUUGGACAGUAUAUCUGUGUUCGACUUAUUGGUCAGUAUAUCUGUGUCCGCUUAUUUUCAGGCUUGAGUAACAUCCAGUCAAACCUCGCUGAUGCUUGUCUUGUUUGACUGGGACAUUACUCUCCCGCGCUUUUUUCUCAGUUUCCACAUAGUCAUAUCAUAAUAGUUGAGCACAUGCAUGUGUUGUUGUAGCGUGUGUAAAUUGAACAACCAUACUCUGUGUAAAUAAUGAAUGAUUUUUUUAUUUAUUUAUUGGUGCCAAUAUAAAUUACUUUAAAAUAAUUAGUACAAUAUCAACUGGCCCAAAAGGGAAUUGUUUGAUUGUUUAUUUUCCAGCUCCAACACAACCAAUAUGGCAGAAUCCUAAUGCAUUACCAGCUCGUUUUCUCAAGAAAUACAAUGUCAGACUAAACCACGUCUCUCAAGAAUCUCGCGUCAGUAGCGCAGCGCCUUAUGCAAGCCGUAAAACUCUCGGCUCACCAACAAGAGCUCAAGCCACCGGAGGACGUUCAGAUCUUAACGAACCAUACAAUCCACUUAACGACCCACAUCUUACUCGUUACUACGCGAGGAGGUUUGAAUCUUCUGCUUCACAAACUAAACUAUUCAAGGUAAAUAUUUGUUAAACCAUCUUAAAUCCUCAAUUAAGCCCUCCACUCCAAAUAACAUCCCAUCAUUCCAUUGAGGAAUUUACUAAUUAAUAUAGAACAUUGUCAGGGAGAGUGUGCAUCUUUUUCCGUUAACCAGACAAUUUCCACCCUUGUUACCUAAUAUAUCUUACUUUGUCAAAUACCAAAAGAUUUUAUUAAUUGUCAUAGAGAAAUUGUGUUUUCCAAACCAUCUCUUCAGUUCUUUAUUUUCUUAUUCUGCAGUCGGCACAAAAAGGAAGGAAAAGAAGAGCUUCAGGAGUUGUGUACAAGCUUGUUGUGAGAACUGAUGACAGAAAGAAUGCUGGCACUGAUGCUAGU